AUGCGCGAAGUCAUUACCCUACAAUUUGGACAAGUAGCCAAUUACGUUGGCACCCAUUUCUGGAACACACAGGAAGAGUACUUUAACUAUUCCACUGAUCCCAACGACAACCUUCCCCCGAAUCAACUCGACCACGAUGUGCUCUAUCGGACAGGACUAUCUUCAACGGGCGUCGAGACCUAUACUCCACGUGUCUUGGUAUACGAUCUCAAAGGUGGAUUUGGAUCAUUGAAUAAGUAUAAUGCAUUGUUUGCUGCACAAGACGAUAUGUCCAUGCCAGUGCAAUGGGAGCAAGGCGUGAAUAAAGUAGUGUCUGAAAGGUAUCCCAAGAAUGCCUACCAGCAGCAGCUUGAUCGAAUGGAACAGGAUCCCAAUACUGCUAUGGAGAUGGAUGCUAUCACUUCUUUGGAUCGAUCCGUACAGACAUGGUCAGAUUACAAUCGAAUUUAUUACCAUCCCCGGUCGAUGAAUCAGAUCACGACGCACCAUAUGGAUGACACUAUCAACCCCUUUGAUGCAUACACCGUUGGCCGACAAUCAUUCAGUGACUAUGAACGUGAAACCGAAUCAUACGAGGACAAUUUCCGGCACUUUGCAGAAGAAUGCGACAAUCUUCAGGGAUUCCAAAUCUUGACCAGUGUGGAUGAUGCAUUUGGCGGCUUUACAGAGGGCAUGUUACAACUUUUACGCGAGGAUUUCCCAAAAACACCCAUCAUGACCUAUGGUCUUCAAUCAUCGAAUAUGCCAGUAAAGGAGCGAGCCAUACAUAGGAUCAUGUUGAACCGAUCCCUUGCAAUGACAAGAAUCCUGGACUUAUCAACAAGCUAUAUCCCAUUGACGACUCCCACAUGGCAACAAAUUCAGAGUUCGGGACUUUCCAAUUAUAUCCAUCCGAAUUGCAAUUUGUUGUUUCAUACCAGUGCUAUACUUUCUGCUGCCGUCGAGACCGUAUCCUUGAGCUGGAGACUCAAGAGGAAUCCUGUAACAAUGGCAGAUUUGACAAGCAAACUCGAUGGACAAGGUUCGACUAAACUUUCAGGUCUUGCUCUUGCACUGCCCUUGCUUUAUGACCAUGAUGGAUUCUCGGCCACCGUGGAUCGUUUCAAAGACAAGCUUACGCCACUUUUAGAUUUAACCAAUUCGGGCAGACAUGAUGUGUCUGCAAGUGUCUUUGCUGAGGAUGUUGUCGUACGUGGAUUACCAAGAUCAACUGUGCAUCCAAGUGACCAAGGGUUAUUCGAUUAUACACGAUCUCUUUAUGGCCAAUUCUCUCAUUGUGAACCACGCUUCAUGGAUCAGGUGCCCUAUCCUCUUCCUACAUCAUACCCACAAUUCUUCUCAUCUCAUUUGAAUGAUUCUGGUUACUUAACGCAACAAAGGCUGGAGACAUCACCUAGCUCAGUGCCUAUUUUGACAAGGAUGUAUACUGGAUCCGAAUUAUCACCUGGGAUUGAACAACUCACGAAACGACUGAAAUCGAUGCCCUUUAGGCAAAUGACAGAGUAUACUGAAGGCGAUUAUGGCAUGUCCUAUGGAGAUUUGCUUGAAGUGAAAGAGGAUAUGAUGCAUUUAUUGGACAUAUAUACACAUGAUGAGGAUACAAUGCUAGAGUAA
Molecule: messenger RNA, 1614 nt
Organism: Lichtheimia ornata
Lineage: Eukaryota; Fungi; Mucoromycota; Mucoromycetes; Mucorales; Lichtheimiaceae
Exons: 14
Coding region: 1-1614 (537 amino acids)
Biological process (GO): mitochondrion distribution
Cellular component (GO): cytoplasm
Source: RefSeq, a predicted model, not a curated record